AUGUCCACGUUUUCAUUCACCGCUCUAUACGGAGGUGCCCUGGUCUGCGAUCUCCCCGCGCAUUUCGUUGAUGUUAGCAAUGAUAUUCCUGCUUAUACCCUAAUUGCCACUCAAACCCCCAAGUCCAGCAGAACUGAGCGCUCAUCAGUGCCGGAUUUUACAGCGAUUAUACUCACAUUAGUACGACUGGAGCGCGAAUCUACAGACAUCGCUAUCACCAUAAAUGUGCCGCAUAUUAAGGGCGAGUACGCCGAGGAAGAGGUGGAUCUUGAACUGGGUAAGCAAGGCGUCCUCAUCGGUGAUGCCGUCGAGUAUGCCGGGAGGAUUUGGGAUACCUUCAAGGUCAAAGAUUGGGGUCUAUUCAAGGCAGCCUAG
Molecule: messenger RNA, 375 nt
Organism: Parascedosporium putredinis
Lineage: Eukaryota; Fungi; Ascomycota; Sordariomycetes; Microascales; Microascaceae
Source: the annotation of a GenBank genome assembly